Cladophialophora immunda is the source of this 4087-nucleotide messenger RNA. Its product is annotated as plasma membrane ATPase. Gene Ontology annotation, molecular function: ATP hydrolysis activity; ATP binding; P-type proton-exporting transporter activity. The coding region runs from base 312 to 3128 and encodes 938 amino acids. The transcript has 3 exons. Gene Ontology annotation, cellular component: plasma membrane. NCBI's taxonomy places the organism in Eukaryota, Fungi, Ascomycota, Eurotiomycetes, Chaetothyriales, Herpotrichiellaceae. The record is from RefSeq and is a predicted model, not a curated record. Gene Ontology annotation, biological process: proton export across plasma membrane; regulation of intracellular pH.
GUCGGAGCCCUGAUCUCUUCCCACUCCCGAACUUUCUCUUACGACUUGUUUCUCUGACCUUGGGCUCAUGGCACUUUCCCACCAAUAUUCUCGCAACCUGCGCACCAUCAUCACUGUAUCCUUCCUCUCGAGCUCGUGCAACCUGACACUGAGGGCAGCGACCCAGUGUGACGCCUUCCUGACCUAAAAAUCCCCCCGAUCCAUUGCCAUCCCGCAACUAUUUCUUCCGGCGCUCGCAUCCUCACGCCGUAUUCUUCCCCCAAUGGAGUCGAUAUAGCACACACCAUUAACCUCUCCUUAUCUUACUCAACAUGGUAGACGUACCCUCCGACGUUAGUACCUCGGGCUCGACCCAUUCUUCCCCCGAUAAACCUCACCCCCAGCUUCACGUCAGUGUCAGCGAUGUUGUUCCCGAUGAGAAGCCCGACGUCAUGUUCACGCCGCGGAAGGCUUCUAGAAUGGACAAAGACGAUGACGACGAGGAGGAGGAUCUAGAUGCGCUCAUCGAAGAGUUGGAAUCACUCGACCCAGAUGCCGAGAUUGAAGCCGAGAUCGAGACGGCGGCGGGUGCGCGAAAUGUGCCCGAGGAAAUGCUCCAGACCGACACACGUGUCGGCUUGAUCGAGCCUGAAGUCGUGGCCAGGCGGAAGAAGUACGGGCUCAAUCAAAUGAAAGAAGAAAAAGAAAACUUGUUGUUGAAGUUCUUGGGAUACUUUGUUGGGCCCAUUCAAUUUGUCAUGGAGGCUGCUGCGAUCCUCGCCGCCGGUCUCGAAGACUGGGUCGACUUCGGCGUCAUUUGUGCAUUGCUUUUGCUGAAUGCCAGUGUCGGUUUUAUCCAGGAGUUUCAAGCUGGCUCCAUAGUCGAAGAAUUGAAGAAGACCUUGGCUUUGAAGGCUGUCGUCCUCAGAGAAGGGCACCUUAUCGAGAUCGAGGCCCCCAUGGUGGUUCCUGGAGACAUUUUACAACUUGAAGAAGGCACAAUCAUACCUGCUGACGGCCGGCUUGUUACUGAAGACGCAUUUCUUCAGGUCGACCAAUCCUCGAUCACCGGCGAGUCUCUUGCAGCAGACAAGCAUCUGGGCGACACCUGCUAUGCUUCGUCCGCCGUAAAACGAGGCACGGCGUUCAUGAUUGUCACAGCAACGGGAGACAACUCCUUUGUCGGUCGGGCGGCUGCUUUGGUCAAUGCCGCAUCAGGUGGUGCAGGCCAUUUCACCGAGGUCCUCAAUGGAAUUGGCACAGUCCUGCUGGCACUGGUCGUUUUCACCUUGCUCGUGGUCUGGAUAUCAUCGUUCUACCGAUCCAAUAACAUUGUCACCAUCCUUAGGUUCACAUUGGCGAUCACCAUCAUUGGAGUUCCUGUCGGUCUGCCUGCCGUGGUUACCACUACCAUGGCCGUUGGCGCCGCGUAUCUGGCAAAGAAGAAGGCCAUUGUUCAAAAAUUAUCUGCCAUCGAGUCGCUCGCUGGCGUGGAGAUACUCUGCUCGGACAAGACUGGUACGCUGACCAAGAACAAACUUUCUCUCCACGAGCCAUACACAGUCCAUGGUGUCGAUCCUGAGGACAUGAUGCUCACCGCGUGUUUGGCUGCGUCCCGGAAGAAAAAGGGCAUGGAUGCUAUCGACAAGGCCUUUCUUAAAGCGUUACGAUACUAUCCUCGAGCCAAGCAAGCACUCUCCAAAUACAAAGUCGUCCAGUUUCAUCCAUUCGAUCCGGUUUCCAAGAAGGUCAGCACUGUGGUUGAAUCACCUCAGGGUGAGCGUAUAAUUUGCGUCAAAGGCUCUCCUUUAUUUGUGCUCCGCACGGUGGAAGACGACCAUCCGAUCCCCGAGGAGAUUGACAUUGCAUACAAGAACAAGGUUGCAGAGUUCGCAGCUAGGGGCUUUCGCUCUCUGGGCGUUGCGAGAAAGCGAGGCGACAACUCUUGGGAGAUUUUGGGGAUUAUGCCAUGUGCAGAUCCGCCCCGACAUGACACGGCAAAGACAAUCAACGAAGCCAAAUCUCUCGGGUUGUCCAUCAAGAUGUUGACCGGUGAUGCCGUCGGUAUCGCCCGAGAAAUGUCUCGACAGCUGGGGCUUGGUACCAAUGUCUUCAACGCAGAGCGCCUUGGCCUUGCCGGUGGCGGCACGAUGCCGGGCUCAGAAGUCUACGACUUUGUUGAGGCUGCCGAUGGGUUUGCCGAAGUGUUUCCCCAACACAAGUACAAUGUCGUGGAGAUCUUACAGCAACGAGGCUAUCUCGUGGCCAUGACUGGCGACGGUGUCAAUGAUGCGCCGUCGCUGAAGAAGGCAAACACUGGUAUCGCGGUACAAGGCGCAACUGAUGCUGCACGAUCUGCGGCAGACAUCGUGUUCCUCGCUCCUGGCCUGUCGGCUAUCAUAGACGCCCUCAAGACUUCGCGUCAAAUCUUCCACCGCAUGUACGCAUACGUCGUUUAUCGCAUCGCCCUGUCCCUUCAUCUGGAGAUCUUCCUGGGCCUGUGGAUUGCCAUUCUGAACAAAUCACUCAACCUUAAAUUGGUUGUGUUCAUUGCUAUAUUUGCCGACAUCGCCACACUGGCAAUUGCUUAUGACAACGCCCCUUAUUCGAAGACGCCAGUCAAAUGGAAUCUGCCUAAACUAUGGGGUAUGUCCAUUUUGCUUGGGAUCGUCCUGGCCGCAGGCACUUGGAUUGCACUGACGACAAUGAUUGUUGGUGGCCACGACGGAGGGAUCGUUCAGAAUUUUGGACACACGGAUGCUGUUUUGUUCCUUCAGAUCUGCCUGUCGGAAAACUGGUUGAUCUUCAUCACCCGUGCCAAUGGCCCUUUCUGGUCCAGCAUCCCUUCGUGGCAGCUGGUGGGGGCGAUCUUACUUGUUGACAUUCUAGCAACAUUCUUUUGUCUCUUCGGCUGGUUUGUUGGUGGACAACAGACCAGCAUCGUCGCGGUUGUCAGGAUUUGGCUAUAUUCUUUCGGUGUCUUUUGCGUCAUGGCUGGCGUAUAUUACCUCUUGCAAGACAGUGUCACAUUUGACGAUAUUGUUCAUGGGAGGAAGACAAGGAGCAAUAAGGUGCUCAAGAAGAGAGACAUGGAGGAUUUCCUUGUAUCGUUGAAUCGCGUGUCCACCCAGCACGAGAAGGUUGCAUAACACGCGACCCGUAUGCUACAGGCUGGCUACGCACGGUCACGGUCAGCAGGAACGCCCCAGAGUUGGCCCAAGCCGCAACUCAACCAUGACCUACUUUUCAGGAAUAAUUUUUGCACCGUCUCAGUCAGGUCAGGGGCUCGAUUGAUGGAGCAAGUCCCGAACGCUCCCUCGAAACAGAAAGAAGCACCAAGGCCGCUACUACCGAACCUAGACUUCCCCCACGCAUCAUCAUUGGAGCAAGAGGUCACUUCGGGAUUCCCGGUCGGGAGGAUCAAUUCUGAAAGUUCUCUACUCCAGAGCUCCCAACGUGGGGCCUUUGUACCGCAGCACAGCGCAUAAGAACUGAACACUGAUAGAUUGGGGGAUUGGGAGGACAACUGUUGCAACCGGAGACACGAUAAUUGAUACCCUUUUACUUGUAAUAAUCUGGAUUCAACACAGGGACGAGCGAUACCCGGCAUGAAGUACUGGAUUUGAGCGAUGGCGCUGUUUUACGGGUGUUUUUCUCUGUUUUCCAUUGCAAUUGGACUAUUGUGGAUGAGGGACGACAAACUCCUUUGCACGGAUGGAACAAUCAUGGGGGUGGCGAGGAUAUUGGAGUGAUCCGAGGCCUCCAGGUCGCUCGCAUUCGACGUCUAGGUGGAUGAAAGGCAUGAUGUACGGUUGCAGUGAUUUAUAUGACUGCGCCCCGAAGGCAGAAGCACUGCUAUCAUGGAGGGACAGAACCGGUGUUGAUCACAAGCCAUGAAGACCAUGCAUCGAAAAGGGCGUCGCACGUGAUUUGCAUGCCUCAGGAUUUGGCCAUGGCCAUACAAGUCCCUUGCUGUCAACAAUGCCACUGCAUUGACAUCUUUCCAACGAAGAUUUCUCUAUUCUUUGCCUAAUUCGGUCUAUUUGACAUUUGAUGGUGCUAGCAUCGCCCAGGCAGAGCAGGUUGUUUGAAGGGAGAGCCCCAGGUG